UAGUCUCCCUGCAGCUGACUAGCAGCAGCAAGUGGGCUCCCCAUUCCCAGCAGUGGAAAUGGCGGGAAGCAAGGACUCGUUUCCCGCGCUGCCUUUCUCCCGCCAGGCCUCCUUUCUUGGCGCCCUGCUGCUAGUGCUAGUCUCCCUGGUUGACACUAAUUAGUAGGGCUCCGCUCCGAUCCCAUCCGGCCAUCCCACCAACACCAAGUAGAGCAAGCAAGGCACGCACCACAAGCCAUGAGCCAACCCGACCUCUCCCCGUCGCAGUUCACCUCCUCCCAGUCCCAGAAUGACGCCGCCGCACCGUCCAAGAUGCGGGGCGCAUCCAGCACCAUGCCGCUCACCGUCAAGCAGAUCGACGACGCGCAUCAGUCUGCCACCGGCGACAAGGGCGCCCCCUUCCUCGUCGACGGCGUCGAGACGGCUAAUAUUAGACUUGUGGGGAUGGUCAACGGCAAGGCGGAGAGGACCACCGAUGUGUCAUUCACGCUCGACGACGGCACUGGCCGCCUCGAUUUCAUCAGAUGGGUGAAUGAUGCUUCCGAUUCUUCUGAAACUGCUGCAGUUCGAAAUGGUAUGUACGUCUCUGUCAUCGGUAGCCUCAAGGGACUUCAAGAGCGAAAGCGUGCCACUGCUUUCUCAGUCGGGCCUGUAACUGACUUCAAUGAGGUUACGCUGCAUUUCAUUCAGUGUGUUCGGAUGCAUAUAGAGAACACUAAAUCUAAGGUAUCACUCCCGCACGAAACCAGUUCUUCAGUGGGAGUGUCAGCCUCAAAUGUGUUCAGUGAAUCAAGCACACCAACAUCUUUGGAAUCCAAUCCAGCAACCGUGACCACUGAAGCAAAUGGAAAUGACACUGAUUUGAACACACAGGUGCUGAAUAUUUUCCGUGAACCAGCAAACAUUGAGAGUGAGCAUGGGGUGCACAUCGAUGAGGUAGUCAAGCGGCUCAAACUGCCAGAGGAGAAGAUCAAGGAAGCUAUUGAUUACAAUGUGAAUGUUGGGCAUAUUUACUCAACCAUUGAUGAUUUUCACUUCAAGUCAGCUUUGACCGACUAAAGUUGCAAGCAAAAUCAAGCAUGCUUAUCAGUAUCCUGGCUGGCUGCUUGCAAGGCAGAUUAUCCUAGAGGGGGCGUUGCUGACUAUCAACGGUUUCAGAAACCUGAUUCCACCUUGUUGUACUAAGUUAGGAAAGGAAAGGGUGGUGUUGAAAAAGACUGUUUGAUGGUGUUAACCCUAAGAUAAGAUGAUCCUAUAUGUAUUGUGUGUGGAGAUAUCGUGUUUCUGUGUCCUGGUUAAUUUCUUUGCAUCGUCUGAUGCAGUUGCGACGGUGAAGAUGAGUGGUAAAAUCCUAGACU
Panicum virgatum (switchgrass) is the source of this 1358-nucleotide messenger RNA. Its product is annotated as replication protein A 32 kDa subunit A-like. Lineage: Eukaryota; Viridiplantae; Streptophyta; Magnoliopsida; Poales; Poaceae. Gene Ontology annotation, molecular function: DNA binding. The coding region runs from base 238 to 1059 and encodes 273 amino acids. The record is from RefSeq and is a predicted model, not a curated record. The transcript has 10 exons. Gene Ontology annotation, biological process: DNA replication; double-strand break repair via homologous recombination; nucleotide-excision repair. Gene Ontology annotation, cellular component: chromosome, telomeric region; DNA replication factor A complex; nucleus.